Molecule: messenger RNA, 1292 nt
Organism: Vanessa atalanta (red admiral)
Lineage: Eukaryota; Metazoa; Arthropoda; Insecta; Lepidoptera; Nymphalidae
Exons: 3
Coding region: 16-1245 (409 amino acids)
Source: RefSeq, a predicted model, not a curated record
AGUACUCGCUUAACAAUGGACUGGACACAGUGGCUAGUACUACUAUAUUGUUUUUGUCACGGAGCGACAUCAACAGAACCGCCAUGCGUGAUCGAGCUGCAGUGCGCGGAGUGCGUGCCCGACAACAUGCCGCUGGUGACGUCACAGCGCGCGGCGGACGGCGCGCUGCGCGCGGCGCACGGCGACGAGGUGGCGCUGUCGUGCGGCGCCGGCCGCCUGCUGGCCUUCCCGCUGCGCGCCGGCGUCGUGGCGCGCUGCGAGGCCGGCCGCUACCGCGUGCCGCUCGACGGCUCGCUGCGCCACCUGCUCGAGCUCGGCUGCCAGGAGAACGUCUUCGAGGACGUCCUGCACGCGGUCGAGUAUUGCUCUCCGCCGCUGAGGGGACGCGCCUACCAACUCCAGGAAGAAAAUUCUAACAUUCGGCACAUGGCGACGCUGUGCUUCGACGAGGACCGCGGCAUCGCGACGUUCGCCCGCGUGAGCAACGCCCCCGCCAACGCGCUGCGCCUGCCGCCGCACUCCGAGCAGCGAGCUCCGCUCUCGCUCUUCGGCAACUUCAACGACAUGUUCGAUUCCAACACCAGGAGCAUCGCCGAGAAGCUGUACUCGGACGACGACAGGAUGAACAGACGCCUCCGCGAGCUGUUCAAGCACGAGAAGUUCUCCUUCGCGGGGCAGAACCUCACCGCGGCCGGGCUGCUGAGCGCGCACUACUUCGACGACCAGAACAUGCGGGUCGCAGACUUCGUGUCGAACAAGGUGGCGGUGUGGACGAGCGUCGCGACGGGCAACCUCGAGCACAUGCAGCGCGACGUGGCCAAGUUCGCGAAGAUGACGCGGCCGCACGCGACCGUAGACGUGUACGCGGGCACGCACGGCGCCAUGUCGCUGCGGACGGGGCACUCGCGAAAGGAAAUCUUCCUGCGGGCCUCGCGGUUCCCCGUGCCGAAGUACAUCUGGACGGUCGUGCACGACAAGGCGGGCAAGCGCGCGCUGGCCGUGGCCGUGCUCAACGACCCCUUCGUGGCCGUGAGCGAGAUCCGCGAGGCCGUGUUCUGCGAGAGCGCGUGCGCGCACGUGUCGUGGCUGGCGGCGCUGCGGCGCCACCGCAACUACGAGAGCCCGCUGUACGGGCUGGCCUUCUGCUGCGACGUGCACGACUUCGCGCGCGUCGUGGCCGAGCUGCCGGCCGCGCUGCUGGCCGACGUGCCGGCCGGCCGCGCGGGCUUGCUGACGGACUUGUAGUGAUGUUGUGUCGCAAAUAAAACGCAAAUAAAACGUAGGAUGUGAAA